Molecule: messenger RNA, 678 nt
Organism: Penicillium hordei
Lineage: Eukaryota; Fungi; Ascomycota; Eurotiomycetes; Eurotiales; Aspergillaceae
Exons: 2
Coding region: 1-678 (225 amino acids)
Source: RefSeq, a predicted model, not a curated record
AUGUCCGACAUGCCAUAUGAGAUGGAUCUGCUUCGCCACGGCACACCUCUCAUGUACCCCGUCAUGUCGUCACUCCUUACGUGGAAGCACCAGGAGAAUAAAACCGUCCCCGAUCAUUUCAACAUGACUACAACCAAAAGUCCCAACUCUUCAUUUACUCUCUCGGGAGAAAUGCAUAGCGACCUAGCCCCCUAUGACAGAAGCGCAUCCUGGCGUUUAAACAUCGACAUGCUUCCGUGCAACAUAUCCGAAGAAUACGGCAAUUGGAGCAUGAGUGUUCCCCAAGCAGAAUGGUGGGACACGGAAGACUGGGAUGGGUUCGUUCUACCAAAUGUGACGGUAGAUUUCGACGCCCAUACGUCAAAUCUGACUAUGGAUGGGGCUUUCUCUGCGUCUCCAUUCAUGCGAUCAAAUGUGUCGCGCUACUGGUGGGGUGACAUGCUUUCUGCGGAAACUAUCCGGGGUCCUAUUCAAGUUCGCUUUAGUGGUGUUUUGGAUGCGUAUAAUUCGGAUAUACUCGAUGUCAAUUCGACGGAACCGGCUUGGCUACGGACUGUCGGGUUUGGGAAUAAUUCGUUGAAUAUUGCGGAUUUGUCGAAUCGUGGGUAUAGUCUUCGAUCUACUCUGUGGGGUGCUUUUGUCGCUCCUUUAUUUGUUGGUAUUAUUGUUUAUGCAUAG